Molecule: messenger RNA, 762 nt
Organism: Saccharomyces mikatae IFO 1815
Lineage: Eukaryota; Fungi; Ascomycota; Saccharomycetes; Saccharomycetales; Saccharomycetaceae
Gene: ALF1
Product: Alf1p
Exons: 1
Coding region: 1-762 (253 amino acids)
Molecular function (GO): protein binding
Source: RefSeq, a predicted model, not a curated record
AUGGUCAGAGUUGUUAUAAAGAGCGAGUUGGUUAAUACGGAGAAGCAAUUCCCCCAAACGCUUAAAUUAGAACAGUUCAAGGACCGGUUGUAUCACGUUACCGGAGUAGAACCUAAUGAUAUGGAAAUAGUGGUGAAAAGACAGUACGAUAAUAAAGAGAUAUUCAGCACAAAGACAGGGGGCCGGAAUUCAGACGAGGAUCAAAACCCAAACUUCCUGGAAGACGAGGAGGAGCUUAUUGUGAUUGUUACGGACCCCAACACUCAAUCGAUUACUAACCAGCUGGCUACGCAAGCGGAUGAACUAUCAUCAACACAACCGAUCAGCGAAGAGGAUUAUUUGCAAAGAGAGAACUCCGUGUUACGAUGGAAGAUGGCCCACGGCUACGGUAGGUUCAAUGCUGCACAACAGACCCAACGCGCAGCGCAGACAAAGCAGGAUGAGGCGUAUGCCCGAGAGCAAUUAAUGGCGGCUAUCGGUCACCCUUGCUCUGUCAUGGUACACGGGAGCAUUUCGCGAAGAGCCGUACUAAGGUACGUAGGAUCGCUGCCGUUGGGCGCGACGGGCACGUGGUGCGGUGUAGAAUUUUCAGAGGCCGCGGGCAAAAACAACGGGUGCAUAAAUGGGGUAACACUGUUCGGGCCCGUAGCACCGGGUCAUGGUUCAUUUGUACGUCCGCGAGCCGUGAAAAUCUUGCCCAAGAACGAAGAUUCUAAAACAGAUGACGUCCAUUGUGACGUGAAGAGCGAUGAUGAAAUUUGA